Molecule: messenger RNA, 1393 nt
Organism: Centruroides sculpturatus (bark scorpion)
Lineage: Eukaryota; Metazoa; Arthropoda; Arachnida; Scorpiones; Buthidae
Product: Bardet-Biedl syndrome 1 protein-like
Exons: 12
Biological process (GO): non-motile cilium assembly; protein localization to cilium
Cellular component (GO): centrosome; BBSome; axoneme
Molecular function (GO): patched binding; smoothened binding
Source: RefSeq, a predicted model, not a curated record
ACGUGAUUGUCAAGUAUCGUCUGCUGAUCGAUUGACGAUUUGUUUAUUUUACUGUAAUUUAGUUUCUAGAUUUUAUUAAGUGAUAAAAUGCAGAAAAGUGAAAUGAAUAUUUCUAAAUGGUUAAAUGCUCACUAUGAUCCCUUGGCUACUUUAUAUACAUUUUCAUCAUGCAUGUGUCUUGUUGAUCUUCAAGGAGAUGGAGAUUAUAAAUUGAUAAUUGCUGAUCUUGGAACAGGCUCAUAUAAUAUGAAGCUUAAAGUAUAUAAAGGAACAAAUUUAUUAUCAGAACAUACUAUUAUCGAUAUUCCAACAGGAGUUGUUGCAUUUCAUAUGAAUACAGGUGACACAAAAGCUCCAGCAAUUGCAGUAGCAUCUGGAGCAAAUAUAUAUGUAUAUAAAAAUAUGAGACCUUUUUAUAAGUUUACGUUACCUACAUUGGAAGUGAGCCAAGCUGAACUGGAUGUAUGGAAUCAAGCUAAAGAUGAUAAACUUGAUCUUACUAACUUGAAAGAAGUUCUAGAAAGUAUCAGAACAGAAAUUGGAGAAUCAAACUUAACUGCAAGAUCACAAAGAUUUUUAAUGUUAGAUCAGGAUGAAAUGGAAGAAUUUGCUCAUCUUCAUAAGCAGUUUCCAUUGAAAAGACAGACAGUUGUGACUUGUCUAAAUACUAUGAAAAAAUCAAUGGCUGAAGAAAAUGCUGUUAGUUGUUUAGUUCUGGGAACAGAAAAUAAAAAUAUUUAUAUUCUUGAGCCUGAUGCCUUCACCAUAUUAGCAGCAAUGACUGUUCCUAGUAUUCCAGUAUUUUUGAAUGUGAGUGGUCUUUUUGAUGUAGAAUAUCGUAUUAUAAUUGCAUGUCGAAAUGGCUCUCUUUACACUCUUAAAAGAGGUUAUAAAACAGGAAGAUUAUGUGCAGAAUUGAGUUCCCAAGCUAUUGGCUUACAAAAAGUAAAUAACAAUAUUGUUGUUGGGUGUAUGAAUGAUUAUAUUUAUUGUUAUACAACAAAGGGAAAAUGUCUCUGGUCUUUGAAACUACCAUCAAGUAUUGUUGCAAUGGAAAGUUUACACAUAGAUCAAAUGGGCAUUUCUUUAGUUGCUAUUGCUUUAAACAAUGGCACUGUUCAUUUUUAUCAAGACAAAUAUCUAGUUGAUGUAUUAGCAACAGAAGGUGUUGUGACUGCCAUCAAAUUUGGUCAUUUUGGUCGUGAAGAUAAUAGUUUAGUUAUGGUUACAAGAUCUGGGGCUUUGAUAAUUAAAAUAUUGAAACGUACAGCAACUUUUGAGACCCAAGAGUUACCUCAAAAUGUUUUAACUGCUCAGAAUAUGAAACUGAACAUUCCCAAGAAAAGUAAAUUGUUCGUAGACCAAACAAUGAGAGAAAGAGAACAGUCUGUUG